Tigriopus californicus is the source of this 1835-nucleotide messenger RNA. RefSeq names its product phospholipase B1, membrane-associated-like. Gene Ontology annotation, biological process: phospholipid metabolic process. The transcript has 5 exons. Lineage: Eukaryota; Metazoa; Arthropoda; Copepoda; Harpacticoida; Harpacticidae. Bases 396 to 1835 code for a protein of 479 amino acids. The record is from RefSeq and is a predicted model, not a curated record. Gene Ontology annotation, molecular function: glycerophospholipase activity.
ACGGACACAAACAUUUCAAUUGGCAAGUGGAUGGCCAAGGUUAACCCUAAUUGAGUCCUGCAUGUUGCUAUUCCGUAAUUAUUCUGGGUUUAGCGCACACGGAGAGAUGCAAGAGAUUCUGCACGAAUGAAGCGGGAAACCGUUUUUCGAGCAAAUCUCCCAGGCGAUGAUCAUCCCGUCUACCUCUCCGGCUCAUUGAACCCCUGAAACGAUCACCAGAUCAACAAACCCGCGAAUCGUGCGCUAAAGAUAUGUUCCAUGCGGAAAGCCAGCCUCAGUUGGAUGUCAACCGCUAUUUCGUGAGGUGGUUUAUCAAAAGGUGUUACGGUUCUUCCGUCAAACGGAACUGUUUUGUAGUGAUCCAGCCAUGACGAGAUUAUGAAAGCCUGGCCAAAAUGAUUGUUCUACCUCAGUACCUGUUACCGUUUUUAGGCUGCCAACUGGCAAUUUGUGGUGCUCAAAAUGGGUUUUCGGGAUCCCAGGCGUUGCUUGGGAUUGGCGAUACUUUAGUAGGCCAACCCCUACGUACUUUAGUGGCAGGAGGCGUGGCAGGAACCAAUAUGGUGAACCAGGUCUUCUUGCGGACAACUAAUGCCUCCAAUCAAGCCUUCCUCAAUCAGAGAAAUCGAAGGAGUUGUCAGCUGAAUGCCGAUCUUCCCUUUCCCUGUGGUUUCUUAGAAAAAUCUUAUCCUCCUCCAAAGAGCGUCCACAAACUUCGUCCUGGCGAUAUUCAAGUGAUAGCUGGACUGGGAGAUUCCAUCUCAGCUGGCACAGGGGCCCUCUCAAAAACAAUUUUUGAAGUUGGUAGCGAAUUCCGAGGAGUGGCCUUCGCAGCAGGGGGUAUUGGCACUUGGAGACACUAUCUGACAAUCCCGAAUAUUCUGAAGCAAUUCAAUCCUUACUUAUAUGGAUUUUCCACCGGAAUCACCAAAGUGGGCCGACAAAGGCCAGAGGAUGAUAAGAAAGUGGCAUUCAACUUGGCAAUAUCGGGCUCUGAGAGCGACGACGUGAUAAAACAAGCCCAUCGGCUGGUGGAGAAAAUGUUCAAUGAUCCCAAAAUUAAUGCUCACAAGGAUUGGAAGAUGAUUACCAUAUUCAUCGGUCACAACGAUAUUUGCGGCCACGCUUGUGAAGGGUUCAAGUUCUACGAAGACAAAGAAGUCUCCUUCAAGAGCUUUCGGAGGAACAUGCAAAGGGUUCUAGAUAUUCUGCACAAGGAUCUACCCCGAACAUUUGUAAAUCUUAUCCCUGCCGGAAAUUUAGGGGAAUUCCUCGAUAUCGGAAGCAAGCCCUUAGCUUGCCAGGCUAUUCAUCAAUUCAUUUGCCCCUGUCUUUUCGACGACAAGUUUACUUCGACCUUGUCUCGUUUCCGACUCCGGACCUUCUUGCAGAGCUAUUUAUGGGCAAUUCAAGACCUCGUGUCCAGUGGCCGAUAUGAUACGAGGGAGGAUUUCACCGUGGUCAUUCAACCUGCCACUGUCAACGCCAAGAUUCCCCGAACGCGCAGAAACGAUGUGGACUUGAACUAUCUGGCUCCAGAUUGCUUUCAUUGGUCUCAGAAGCUUCAUUCAAAUGCCGCCCGGGCUCUGUGGAACAACCUUUUAGAACCAAUCGGAAUGAAGAGCACUGAUUUCGUGAAAGAUUCCGUAGCCUUUUUAUGUCCCACCGAGGAGUUCCCUUACUUGGCAACCUCCCAAAACAAUGCCUAUUCAGGAGGAUCAGAUGAAUCCCAUCCGGUGGAACAAUUGUCAAACGACUUUGUCGAGAUGAUGUCGCAACGUGAAAAUCAAAACAGAGCGGCCAGAUGCCCUUUGUACAGCAGAUGCCCUUUGUAG